GACGUAACCAUUUUCUACACUUCAGCCAAUCAGCUGUCACUGGCGGAGACUAUUUGAAAUUGAAGCGGGCGAAGGCGGAAGAGACGAUGGGACAAUAAUAAACAGAGGGCUCUGUUGACUGAACACAGGACGCUUUUUAUUAUAUUAUAUUUGAAAAAAACAUGCGCAGCUGCCCUCGCGCAUGUCUUAACGUUACAUGUUUCACAUAGUGUGUAUUGUUGUAGCGUUAGGUAGCUAAAGCAACCGGAGUGAAAUUUGCCGUUAGCUAACGUUCGCUAACCAGUAACGUUAACAUUUAAGCUCAUUUGGACGUAUUUAUUUGUAACAACCGACUGCCAUGUCGCUAUUUAGUGUACAAGCGAGGAAGCAUACAACUUAUUAUGACCAUCUCUUGGCAACGCCCGCGCCAAGGACACCGGGCAGAGAGCGAAAAGCGACGGACACGACGGGAAGCCAACAUGAGGUCACGUCCGAAGACUCUGCGUGUGAAGACGGCAGGAGGUCGUCUGGUAAACGUCGACAAGUCAACCGGACCUAUGUCGUCUCUGCGCUGUCCAAAAGCGGCAGCGGGCAGCAGGCCCCGUGCCGUAGCCGACUCACCCUGCAGAGGAGGUCGAGGAGGAAGAGCGGGUCUGGAAGAGCGGACAAAACGAUGUCUGGAAGCAGCCUGAAUACGACACCAGCUCCAGAGAAGAGACUGACUCUGCAGCGCCGGACCAGGACGCCCUCCAUGGAUAAAAGCGCACACGGGCAGCGCGGGGUCAGCGGCUCUGCCUCGCAGACGACGUCCAAAGUUCUCGGCGAGCCAAACGGUAGGACAGCUGGCUUGUUCAGGUCUGCCAGUGUACGAGAAGCCGCUGCUCCGUUGGAAACCCAGUGGAGGCUGGCGUGCAGCAAAACGCCCUCUUCCUCGUCUUCCACAGGUAGGCAGUUGGAGGACCGGGCCCACACCUUUAAAACCCCCACCAAAAAGACCCCGUUUGAGAAAAUCGCCGCCAGGAGAGACGUGUUCGAGAGGCUGGUGGCGAAAGACGCUCCCAGACCGGUGGUAGUCAAACCCACAAGUCUAACGAGGCCCAAACCCCAAACGCAGCAAGCGGAAGACGUGAAAAAACCCGUCCCGGCUCCUCGGGGCAGCAGGGCGUCCGCAGCAAAGCCAAACGCCGCGCUGCAGUCCAGAAAGAUGUCCGCCUCAAGCCAAAAGAGAGACGUGACCCCGGCCGGGACCUCCAUGCCUGCUCCUGCUCCAUCGGCCGAGCAGCUCCUGUCCAGUCCCAGCGAGGCCCUGAAGCUUCAGGAUUUAUUUAAGAUGGAAAACAGUGCCGUGACUGUUGCAGUCCGCGUGCGCCCUUUCAAUGCCAGAGAGAAGUCAGAGAAGGCAUUGCAGGUCAUCUUCAUGAACGGUCAGGAGACUGCUGUCCAGCAUCCGGACUCCAAACAGAGCUACACGUUCAACUAUGACUUCUCCUUCUGCUCAGUGGACGAGUGUGACCCCACCUUCGCCAGCCAGCAGACUGUGUACGAGACGCUGGCCAAGCCUCUGUUGUUGAGGGCCUUUGAAGGAUUCAACACCUGCCUGUUUGCUUACGGACAAACGGGAUCUGGGAAGUCGUACACGAUGAUGGGCUUUGGAGAAGAGGAAGGGGUGAUCCCACGAUUCUGCCAGGAGCUUUUUGCUAGAUUGGCAUCCAUGAUAAAUGAAGAGGUCAAGUGUCAUGUAGAGAUGAGCUAUUUUGAAGUUUACAAUGAGAAGAUCCAUGACCUGCUGGUGACCAGAGAUGAGCCAAACCAGAGGACGAUGCCCCUGAGGGUCAGGGAACAUCCAGUCCAUGGUCCCUAUGUUGCUGACCUCUCUGCGAAUAUUGUGAGCUCCUACAAUGACAUUCAGGGUUGGCUGGAGCUGGGCAACAAGCAGAGAGCCACAGCGGCGACAGGAAUGAAUGACAAGAGCUCCAGAUCUCACUCUGUCUUCACCCUCAUUAUGACCCAGACUCAGACUGAGUUUGUGGAGGGCGAGGAACAUGAACACAGUAUCACCAGCCGAAUCAACCUGGUGGACCUGGCAGGCAGCGAACGCUGUAAUUCAGCCCAGACAAGUGGAGACCGUCUCAGGGAGGGUGCUAGCAUCAACAAAUCCUUGCUUACCCUGGGAAAGGUCAUCUCUGCCCUGUCUGAACAAGCACUGACGAGGAAGAAGGUCUUCACACCGUACAGAGAGUCAGUCCUGACAUGGCUGUUGAAAGAAAGCCUUGGUGGCAACUCCAAGACGGCCAUGAUCGCCACACUGAGCCCAGCUGGCAGCAAUGUGGAGGAAAGCCUCAGCACUCUGCGCUACGCCAAGCAGGCCCGCACGAUCAUUAACGUGGCGAAAGUUAAUGAGGACACCAGCGCCAAGCUCAUCAGAGAGCUGAAGGCGGAGGUGGAGAAGCUGCGAUCAGCCCAGAUGAGCUCCCAGGGCAUCCAACCAGAGAGGGUCAGGUUGUUCCAGCAGGAGAUCGUUGGCCUCAGGAACAAACUCUGUCAGCAAGAGAGAGAAAUGGUUGAGGCCAACCGGGCAUGGAGAGAGAAACUGGAGCAGGCUGAAAUACGCAAACGUGAAGAGACCAAAGAAUUGCAGAAAGCAGGUGUGACAUUUAAAGUAGACAAUCGUCUUCCUAACCUGGUGAAUCUGAACGAGGAUCCUCAGUUGUCUGAGAUGCUUCUCUACAUGAUCAAAGAGGGUCGAACCACAGUGGGCAAGCUCAAGUCUGAGUCCAGGCAUGACAUCCAGCUGUCAGGAGCCCUCAUCGCUGACCAACACUGUGUAAUAAUCAACAUCCAGGGCACUGUCAGCAUCAUUCCCACGGACAAUGCCAAGACGUUUCUUAAUGGAAACCUCAUAUCUGAAUCCACUGUCCUUCAGCAUGGCGACAGGGUAAUUCUUGGUGGAGACCACUACUUCCGCUUCAACCAUCCAGCAGAGGUGCAGUCUGGGAAGCGGGUGUCAUGCUGGACAGCUGCUGGUGCAGGCGAUGGCCACAAAGACUUUGAAUUUGCCAAAAAUGAGCUACUCGCGUCUCAAAGAGCUCAGCUGGAGGCAGAAAUUGAAGAAGCCCAUUUGAAGGCAAAAGAGGAGAUGAUGCAGGGAAUUCAGGUGGCCAAAGAGGUGGCCCAGAAAGAGCUAUCUGACCAGAGGCUGAUUUAUGAGGACAGGAUCAGAGCCCUGGAGAGAGAGCUGAACAAGGAGACUCAGCGGAAGCAUGAACAAGAGUUGGACCAGCAGAGGGUGGCCAGCCAGAUGGCAGAGCUAAAGAAUGCCAAUGUGGAGCUGGAGCAGAAGGUGGACACCCACAAGAAACGUGUCCGCCUGCACAUGGAGGCCCAGGCGAUGGAGGAACACCGUGUAUGUCAAGCGAAGAUUGUUGACGCCCUGGAGGCAGAGAAGAGAAAGAUCGGCAAAGAGCUUGAGGAGAUGCAGAAGAAAAGAGCCUUCAGGGAAAACAACACUCUCCAAAAUGUCUCUCCACAGUGGAAUGCCAUGAAGUUGUCCCUGAUGAUUGAGGAAGCGAAUAAGAUCAGUGCUAAACUGAAAAAAAGCACAGUCUUCAGCAGACACGAAAGCUCUGAAAAUGAGAACCUGGAGCAGGAAGGUCUGCUACAGGUGCGGGUUCAAAACAAAAAGCUGGGGAUCUCUACUUUCUGGAGCCUGGACAAGUUCCAAAACAACAUUGCAGCGAUGAGGGAACUCGAUCAGGGGGAUUCCACCUCUAAAGAUGACGAUGUGUUUUAUGACCCUGAUGAUGAGUGGGAGCAAGAUAUAUCGGCCUCCUCUGCUUCCACCUCCUCCUUCUCACGCCGAAGGAGCAGGAGCUUGUUGAAAAGUAGGAGAAUCUCGGGGCGUCUCUACGAGAUCCGGGUCCAUCCGAUUCAGAGCCUCCACAACGGCUCUUCACAGUCUGCUGGGUUGAUGGGUGUGGCCAAACCGCCCUCCACCCAUUCCAGCAGCACAGACUCUGCCAUGCCUGGCAUCUGCAAGGAGCUGAUUGGUCAGUCAGUGGCCCGUCUGCGAGGUUGCGGUGGGACAGAUGAGAGCAUGGCAGACAGGCUGGUUUCUGAUCUCCACUUGAUGAAUGUGGCGAUCCAAAUCAUAUCUGACAUAUACAAUAGUCUGGAUGAUGACAGCCAAGAGAACGUGUUUGUGUGUAACUCAGUGGCCCAGACUCAACUGGUCAAGGCCACCACAGCUGUAGAGAGUACAGUGUUUAUUACCAUGCAGUGGUUGGCCAGCGUUAAACCCUCCUCCUGCAAGCUCUACAACAUCACUGAGGAACUCAAGAGCCAAGUCAAGAAGAUGGGAGGAUUCUUCCAGCUGCUCAUUCAGGGUUGUGAAUCUGAGAUCACGUCAAUGGUGACAGAGGCACGGAGGAAGAGCAGCCAGUGCCUGGACGCAGCAUUGCUUGCUCUUGGCCAUCUGGCGGCGGUGACGGGCAUGCCGCUGAAUGCUAUGCAGCACGGUGCCCAGGCCACAGGCAAGCAAUCAUUUUUCAUGUGUCUGGUGAGGGGGACCAACAUGGGCGUCGGCUCUCUCUUCGAGGAAAGCCUCUCCAUCACCAGAGAAAUGCUGAGAGAGGCUCAGCUGGCCUACCCCAGGAACCCAGUCCUGCAGAGCCAGCAAUCUAAGGUGCUUGACUUAGCCCGCGCUCUACAGAACUACAUGCAUUACCAAAUCACGGAAAGAGACACGGGGGAGGGUGAGGAGGAGGAGGAGGAGGCCUCAGCUUCCCUUUUGCAGAAACUGAGGACAACAGCAACCAAGCUGUUCCAGCUGAACCAGGCCAUGAGACGGCUGCAUUCCUGUCUGUCUACUGCCCUGCGAGGAAAAGACACAGACUCCAACUUCAGCAGCUGCAGCGAGCUGAUCUCCUCCUCUGCCAAAGCUGUUGAUGAGCUCAUCACAGGUCUGUCCGAGGAAGAAGCAUUGACGCCGCUACUGGCUGCUCGAGACGAGCUUCAUUUUGCCCUACAGUCCCUGUCCUCCUGGAGCCAAGAAGUUGUAGGAGAGAGCAGAAGCUCUGCUGCUUCUGAUAAAGGAACAGAGGAUGAAACAUUUAGUAAAGACACUCGCAGUGCAGUUAGAAAUCGAGUCGUGAAUAAGAUUGUGUACUCUCUCCCUGCGGGUGUGUCGUCCAAAGGCAGCCUGCACUGGGUAUGAUUUAUGUGUUACUCUUUACGAUGUGCUCCCAUCAUGUAUGAUUUACUGUGUAAAUGAAGUUCUGAUAGAGAGAAAACUUCUGCUAAUAGCAACAAAUGGGCUGUGGGUAUUAUUUGUACACUCCCGUAUCACCAACCUGGAAUCACAAGAAACAAGCACUGCACACCUAUUUAGUGUUGCCAUCCAAGUUACAAAAGAACAACAAUGCUGCUUUCUAUAUACCUGCGUAUUCUUUUGGGCAGUUUUUCCAAUUACAAAGAAAAUGACAAAGCAAGCAUACAAAUUAAUUCAUGUGGAGGCUUUAAACUACAGCAAUAAGUCCGAUCAUCAUAAAUAGCACUGCUGUCAAGAUGUGCUGUAGCUUCCUUUUUAUUCUAGUAAUAAUUUGCUACUCAGAGCUUUAAAGUAUUGGGAUAAAGCCUUCAGUCACUAGACUGUAUAGUUUAACUGAGUUAUUCAUGAGGGGUAAACACAAUUAGGAACAGUAAUUGUCUGCCGGGAGAAAGCUCACUCAUGCUUUACCAGGCCUUCUGUAUUUGCACUAAAUUAUCUUUUGUAAAAUGUUCUCUUCAUUCAAACAUGUAAGAUUUCAAUAUCCAGCAGCUCAGGUAGUGUUUUUGUAAAUAAAUAAUGACCAUUCUAUGCUGUAAAUGAUUUAUUUCUUGUAACAACAUAUUUCGUUCCUCCAGUUUCAAUUAAAAAAAAUGAAAUUGCACUUAUACGUCCUGUAUAACACACUGCAACUAUUUGCACUCGGGAGGAAAUUGUAUAUGUAUGUAUUUCAACAAAGCAGUGUUUUAUAUCCUUGUAUCACUUUCAUAUGUUAACAUAAUACAGCAACAUGUACUAAUGCAAUAAAGUCACAUGGCUUGAUUUGACAAAGAC
Cyclopterus lumpus (lumpfish) is the source of this 6076-nucleotide messenger RNA. It is a transcript of the gene kif14, whose product is annotated as kinesin family member 14. The coding region runs from base 338 to 5191 and encodes 1617 amino acids. Gene Ontology annotation, biological process: microtubule-based movement. Lineage: Eukaryota; Metazoa; Chordata; Actinopteri; Perciformes; Cyclopteridae. The transcript is spliced from 29 exons. Gene Ontology annotation, molecular function: ATP binding; microtubule motor activity; microtubule binding. The record is from RefSeq and is a predicted model, not a curated record.